CCAUAGGUUGGCCAUCGCUCGCGUCGGAUCAGCGCGAUGCAUGCUUUGGAGGGAUCGGAUCGAGGCCAUUGUCGAUCGCUUAGUCGACGCAAUUGAAAUCGGGGUUGCGAGCUAUAAAUCGUUCGUCUCGUUACAUGUUCAGGGAGCCAUUACUCGUGGCCUGAGUCGAAAUAUUGUGGAAGAAAACGCGUGUGCGUUGGUCCUCGGAAGCGCAUUUUGAGAAAGAGAAUUGAGAAAACUAGGGAGAAAAGGAGGUAGUUUCAGCUCUUUUGCGGCCAUUGGCUUCUUGCCGUUGUGUGUUGCCAGGAGUCCAAUGGCGUCAUUGGAUGCGAAUGGCAGUGCCCCUCAGCUAGCUGCGCCUAUUAACGACCGAAUUGAGAAUUUUAACAAGCUGAAUUGGAAAGGGAAGUUAACAGUGUCCACCAUCGUGGUUUGCGGCCUCGCCGCGGUUUCGCUGGCGGGAGUAAAACUGGUGCGGGGAUUACAUGGGGGAAUGAAAAAGGUUGUUUCGAACAAGGGGGGUGGCCAAGGGGGUGAUGAUAGUUCCCUGGCUUUCAACGUGGUUGCGAAAGGAUUUUCAACCGUGCAGUCCCAUAUUGGACCUUGGUCCUUCGAGGAUCUUACUCUUGGUCUCGCGGCCAUCUCGAAGGUGACAGAGAAAGGACCUCCUCAUCCACCAGGUCGACCAUGCAAGGAAAUUGCUCAGAAUGCCAACUUCUUGGCGCGGGUGCAGCACUGGCGAUCGAUGGCUGAAGCAGCUUACACCUGCGACCCCGCAUCGUUUUCAUUGCAAUCCCAGUUGCCGGAAUCAACCAUUGUUGCAGCCGAGUGGAAUCCAUGCCAGAAUACGCUUCGGCCGGCAUAUGUUGUCUGCAUUGAUGGUCCUUAUGGCGCUGUCGUUCUGUCCAUUCGCGGCACUUCACAGAUAGUAGACAUGCUCGUGAAUUCGGGGACAUCAGCGGAACCUUUUCGUGAUGGCCGGGCCCAUGGAGGCUUUGCUAAAGCGGCGGAAAGCUUGGUGCAACAGGUAGUUCCACACAUCAAGAGAGCAUUCGAGGAACAGUCGAAGAGCCAAAAAAAUUUAAAACUUGUGAUCACUGGACAUAGCAUGGGCGCUGCGGUUGGAGUCAUGGCAGGGAUGAAACUGAAAGAAUCGUCCGAAUUUUCCAACCUUGAAUGCUGGGGAUUCUCAACACCAGCUUGUGUUACCCUGGAACUUGCGAGGGGGUGUAAAGAUUUUGCCACAAGUUUUAUAGCGCACCAUGACGUUGUACCACGUUUCUCGAUCACUUCUGUGGAACGGUUGCGGAAGAGAAUUUGUGAUUUCGAUUGGGAUCAUGCUGAAAAAGUUGCGGGGGGAGAUGAUGAUUGGUGUAACAUUAAAUCAGUAGCUGAAAAGUUGAAAUCAGCUCAAGAGACGUCGAAAAAGAUGUCUAACUCAAUAAAAGAAGCUGAGGAGGAGCUUGGCAAGCAGGUAAAAGGUGUAUCUGAGAAGAUUGGGGUUCCUCUUUGCGAGAACAACAGCACAGAUGAAGACUCUGAAGACAAAAACAGGAACAAAGAGGAAGAAAAGGAAGAGGAAAAGAAAGAACAUCCUCCACUCUACCCCCCUGGAAGGCUCUUUGUUCUUACUGCGGAUCCCCCCGGAAGUGGAAAGAUGCCUGAGGACCGCAGUGGUAUUCCGAGUUCACGAUCCUCGGGUACUUACCCUACAUUUGAAGAGGCCAAAAAGGUGACCUGGACAUUGAACGAAGCAGAUCAGGAAGACUUGGAAGAGAUUGUAAUUUCCCCAUGGUGCGUCUCAGAUCAUAUGCUUGGCAACCUUGGGGAAGGAAUAGGUUAUCUGCAACGUCAUUGUCAACCUGCAUUUGGUGGCCCUCCUCCCUUGUAAGACCAGAGACUUAGUUUUGUUUUAAGAUGAAAGCAAAGUGAGCAUGUGUUUUUGUGAGUUUUAUAGCGCUUCAUGUACCAUAGUAGCUUCCAUGUGAAGAUUGUAGAAUAUGAAUAUGAUCCCAACUUUAUUUAAUGUUCUUCAAUUCAAGAGAUUUUAGAUACAU
This is a messenger RNA of Physcomitrium patens, 2057 nucleotides long. RefSeq lists its product as uncharacterized. The record is from RefSeq and is a predicted model, not a curated record. Gene Ontology annotation, biological process: lipid metabolic process. NCBI's taxonomy places the organism in Eukaryota, Viridiplantae, Streptophyta, Bryopsida, Funariales, Funariaceae.